This is a messenger RNA of Astyanax mexicanus (Mexican tetra), 3777 nucleotides long. RefSeq names its product catenin (cadherin-associated protein), alpha 2 (gene ctnna2). NCBI's taxonomy places the organism in Eukaryota, Metazoa, Chordata, Actinopteri, Characiformes, Acestrorhamphidae. Gene Ontology annotation, molecular function: beta-catenin binding; actin filament binding; cadherin binding. Gene Ontology annotation, biological process: cell-cell adhesion; cell migration. The record is from RefSeq and is a predicted model, not a curated record. Gene Ontology annotation, cellular component: adherens junction; actin cytoskeleton; catenin complex. The transcript has 19 exons. Bases 254 to 2971 code for a protein of 905 amino acids.
AACGUCCUCUGCUCUCUUAAAAUACAUUUUCUACAGUCUUAAUGUACAUUAAACAUACUAUAAACAUUUUAUUUUACUCAAAAGCUCCAAAUAUUUCCAUUUUACUGAGUAUAUUUAAUAAAAAUCACCAAAUUCAUCACAGGAGACGCUGAAGUCGGUUAAUUCACUACCUUCAUCAACUGGUUUGCGGCUUGAAUGAGACGGAGCACAGAGGUCACAUUUACCCCCUACUGAAGAACAGCAAUAAGUAACAAUGACGAGCGCUACGUCCCCAAUCCUCCUGAAAUGGGACCCCAAGAGUCUGGAGAUUCGUACUCUAACUGUGGAGAGGCUGCUGGAGCCUUUGGUCACACAGGUGACCACUCUGGUAAACACCAGCAACAAAGGUCCCUCCAGUAAGAAGAAGGGCCGUUCCAAGAAGGCCCAUGUUCUGGCCCUGUCUGUGGAACAGGCCACACAGAACUUUCUGGAAAAGGGCGAGCAGAUUGCCAAAGACAGCCAGGACCUGAAGGAGGAGCUCAUCGUAGCUGUGGAGGAUGUCCGCAAACAAGGUGAGACGAUGCGUGUGGCCUCCUCCGAGUUUGCUGAUGAUCCCUGUUCCUCAGUGAAGCGAGGCACCAUGGUCCGCGCCGCUCGCGCCCUGCUGUCCGCAGUCACCCGCCUUCUCAUCCUCGCAGACAUGGCCGACGUCAUGAGACUCUUGGCCCACCUCAAAAUCGUGGAGGAAGCUCUGGAGGCGGUGAAGAAUGCCAACAACGAGCAGGACCUGGCCAAUCGCUUUAAAGAGUUUGGAAAGGAGAUGGUCAAGCUGAACUACGUUGCUGCUCGACGACAGCAGGAACUGAAGGACCCUCACUGCAGGGAUGAGAUGGCGGCUGCUCGCGGGGCUCUGAAGAAGAAUGCCACCAUGCUCUAUACAGCCUCCCAGGCCUUCCUCCGCCACCCCGAUGUGGCCGCUACCCGUGCCAACCGAGACUACGUCUUCAAACAGGUGCAGGAGGCAAUUGGGGGCAUCUCCAGCGCCGCCCAGGCCACUUCACCCACUGAAGAAAAGCACGGGCACGCCGGCAUCGGAGAACUGGCUGCUGCACUCAACGAGUUUGAUAAUAAGAUCAUUCUGGACCCGUUGACAUUCAGCGAGGCUCGAUUCCGGCCGUCUCUGGAGGAGCGUCUGGAGAGCAUCAUCAGUGGUGCUGCCCUCAUGGCCGACUCGUCGUGCACGAGGGACGACCGGCGUGAGCGCAUCGUGGCAGAGUGCAAUGCUGUGCGCCAGGCCCUGCAAGACCUGCUGAGCGAAUACAUGAACAAUACGGGAAGGAAAGAAAGGGGCGACCCACUAAACACAGCUAUCGACAAGAUGACCAAGAAGACCCGGGACCUACGCAGACAGCUGAGGAAGGCCGUGAUGGAUCACAUCUCCGACUCCUUCCUCGAGACCAACGUCCCCCUGCUGGUGCUGAUCGAAGCAGCCAAGAGCGGCAACGAGAAGGAAGUGAAGGAGUACGCACAGGUGUUCCGCGAGCAUGCUAACAAGCUGGUCGAGGUGGCCAAUCUCGCGUGCUCCAUCUCCAACAACGAGGAAGGAGUGAAGCUGGUGCGCAUGGCUGCGACGCAGAUAGACAGCCUGUGUCCUCAGGUAAUCAACGCCGCCCUGACGCUGGCCGCGCGUCCCCAGAGCAAGGUGGCCCAGGACAACAUGGACGUGUUCAAAGACCAGUGGGAGAAGCAGGUGCGCAUUCUGACCGAGGCCGUGGACGACAUCACCUCCGUCGACGACUUCCUCUCCGUUUCAGAGAACCACAUUCUGGAGGAUGUGAAUAAGUGUGUGAUCGCACUGCAGGAGGGUGACGUGGACACUCUGGACAGGACGGCGGGGGCGAUCCGCGGCCGGGCGGCACGCGUGGUCCACAUCAUCAACGCCGAGAUGGAAAACUACGAGCCGGGCGUUUACACGGAGCGAGUUCUGGAGUCCAUCAAACUGCUCUCUGAAACGGUGAUGCCCCGCUUUGCUGAGCAAGUGGAGGUAGCCAUUGAAGCUUUGAGCACCAACCCCCCGCAGGCGUUUGAGGAGAACGAGUUUAUCGACGCCUCACGCCUGGUCUACGAUGGAGUGCGUGACAUCAGGAAAGCUGUCCUCAUGAUUAGGACCCCAGAAGAGCUGGAGGACGACUCCGACUUUGAGCAGGAGGACUACGACACCCGUAGCCGUACCAGCGUCCAGACUGAAGAUGAUCAGCUCAUCGCAGGCCAGAGCGCCAGAGCCAUCAUGGCUCAGCUUCCUCAGGAGGAGAAGGCCAAGAUUGCCGAGCAGGUGGAGAGUUUCCGACAGGAGAAGAGCAAACUGGACGCUGAAGUGGCCAAGUGGGAUGACAACGGCAAUGACAUCAUCGUGCUGGCCAAGCAGAUGUGCAUGAUCAUGAUGGAGAUGACCGACUUCACCAGGGGAAAAGGCCCACUAAAGAACUCAUCUGACGUGAUCAACGCAGCCAAGAAGAUUGCAGAGGCCGGCUCCAGAAUGGACAAACUGGCCCGAGCUGUGGCUGACCAGUGUCCUGAUUCAGCCUGCAAGCAGGAUCUGCUUGCCUACCUGCAGAGAAUCGCCCUCUACUGCCACCAGCUCAACAUCUGCAGCAAAGUCAAGGCUGAGGUCCAGAACCUGGGGGGAGAACUCAUUGUCUCAGGGCUGGACAGCGCCACAUCCCUCAUCCAGGCAGCCAAGAACCUGAUGAACGCAGUGGUCCUGACGGUCAAGGCUUCCUACGUUGCCUCCACCAAGUACCAGAAAGUUUAUGGCACGGCAGCGGUCAACUCGCCCGUGGUUUCUUGGCGCAUGAAGGCUCCGGAGAAGAAGCCGCUAGUGAAGAGGGAGAAGCCCGAGGAGUGCCAGACCCGUGUGAGGAGGGGCUCUCAGAAGAAACACAUCUCUCCAGUCCAAGCUCUCAGCGAGUUCAAGGCUAUGGACUCCUUUUAACUUCAGCGAUAUUACAAAAGAAGAAGGCCCCUCAAACUCCCCUUCCACUUUAACCCCUUCCCAAUGACCCUGACCUUAAAUUUUCUUUUCUUUCUUUCUUAAUGUCCCUCCUCCAAUUUGUGGCUCCAUGUACCCGAGCCACAUUGCCCGGCCAAUGUGUGCGUAAGUAAGUUGGAGUGGUGAACUACCAAACUAAAAAAAAAACACAAACUGGACAAAGGGCGAUUGACCGCCAAAUGCCAAACCAAGCCAGAGACCCAAGCUCACAAGAUUACAGCUGGGGAUAUAGUGACUUGUGACUUUUGUUUACUUCCUUUGGUGUUUAUCAUUAGUUAGCGGUGUUUACUACUGACCAGCCAAAUGUAUGCGGAUAUAUGACAGAAAAUAAUACAUGGUGCGGUAGUAAUCGGCCCGUAGCUGUGCAAAGAAGGGAGCAUUGGAGCUCCUAACGUAAGCGUUUGGUUUGCAACUGAAUAUAUGACUGGUAGUGCUAGGACUUAAGUUAUGUUGAGACACUUAUUUACUUUGACCCUUGAUGAUGAAUAUGAUGAUGAUGAUGAUGAACCAUAUAAUCCACAUUAUGGUGAUGAGCAACACUAGGUCUUCUUUUUUUUUUUUGCCAUUUCUUAAAUUCUUCUAUUACUGCAUCACUAACUAUACUGCAGCCUGGUUGGUUGACCCAUAGUGUUGAACAUACUACUAGAAAUCGGACUGAAUCGACUAGUUGUGUGGUUUGCUCAGAGAAUACGUAGAAACCCUGCAUACCUUUAUAUAGUCACAAUUCUCUAAUAAACCCUGCAACUGUG